Acaulospora colombiana is the source of this 2376-nucleotide messenger RNA. The record is from the annotation of a GenBank genome assembly. NCBI's taxonomy places the organism in Eukaryota, Fungi, Glomeromycota, Glomeromycetes, Diversisporales, Acaulosporaceae.
AUGAUAUUUGGACUUUGUUAUUCAGUUCUCGGACAAGAAUCGAAGCCUGUCCCUUUGAAAAAUGUGGUUGUCGAAGCUAAUGUUGUGGACAUGAUCGCCGAAGUCGCGAUUUCCCAAACGUACAUAAACGUUGAAGAAAACUCCAUCGAAGCCAUCUACAGAUUUCCGAUUCAUGAAGCUGCGGCGGUGUGCUCUUUUGAGGUAGAGAUUGAUGGUAGGAGAAAGAUUAAGGGCGUCGUUAAAGAGUCUGGAAAAGCGACCCAGGAGUAUAAUGAUGCUGUUCAGCAAGGCCAUGGCGCUUACCUCUUGGAAGAACAUUAUCCGGAUGUUUUUGAGUGUAAGGUUGGCAACAUCACCCACAAGCAGAAGGUUGUGAUCAAGAUAACCUAUGUUACCGAACUUAAACAUGAUUCGGAAACCGAAAAAAUUCGAUUUGAACUUCCAACUCAUAUAGCCCCAAGAUACCAGCCACCCGAUUCCAGUGUCGGGUUCGAAGCAGACAAGCAUUAUUCUGUGGGUAUCGGGGACGGUUUUGACUUAUCGAUUUCGGUCACUUGCAGGAUGACUUCGGUUAUUACUUGCAUCGAAUCACCUUCACAUCAUAUUUCGACAGAACUAAAUAUCGAUGGAAAUCCGAAAGUCUCAAGAAUUACUUUUGAAGAAAAUGCGAAAUAUCUGGAAAAGGAUUUUGUCUUAGUUGUCAAAAGUCAAGGACUCGAUCGACCAAGUCAACCAUAUUCUCAAUCAUCGCAAUCGGCAGCCGUUAAUCUUGCUCAACAUAUGCUAGCGAAUAUGUCCGGAACUGAAAUAUACCGAUGUUUGGAAUGGGUUUUUGCUAAUACGAGAUCCGAUAUGCCAACGGCCAUAUUCUUACUUACUGACGGUAGCGUUUGGAACGUUGAUGAAAUUGCGGAAUUAGUACGGAAAAACAUGAAACUUCAUAAAGACAAUCUUCGCGUAUUCACUCUUGGUAUCGGAGAUUCCGUUUCGCACAAUUUGGUAGAAUCAGUUGCCCGUGCCGGAAAAGGAUAUUCCCAAUAUGUUACCAAUAAUGAAAGAAUGGAUAAGAAGGUUAUUGGUAUGCUGAAGAAUGCUGUUAAACCACCUAUCAAAGAUUACAAAAUCACUUGGUCAGAUGCAGAUCUCAUGGAGGUUGAAAUUAUUCCUGAAAAAGAAAAGCCCGUCAUCAGCUUCUUUAGUGAUAACGAUAUCCCACCUCCACCACCUUUGCCAGAUGAUUUUGUCGAGAGGCUACAAUUACGCCAAGCGCCUCAUGAAAUCCCGCAAAUAUAUCAAGGAGUUCGAUUUUUGGUGUAUUGUAUGUUUGCGAAGGGAGUUGAGCCUAGUCGAACCAUUACAUUAACAGCCACCUCACAAGAUGGUCCGAUGAGACUUGAAAUACCAGUUGACCCGGUAACGUUACAGGGAUCUAAAAUACACACUCUGGCCGCUCGAAAACUUAUUCAGGAUUUGGAAGAUGGGAAGUCUUUCUUGCACCUACAUCCUAAAUUUGAAGGAAAAAAUGUUGGCGUAUCCUCGGUGAAGAAGCAAAUCAUUGAUUUAUCUGUCAAUUUUCUGGCGAUCGAUGAUCGGGAUGUUGAAAUGGAUAAAGAUAAGAUCAAAUCACCACAACAAAGAGUAAUACCUCCACUUUUCAUGGAUCAUCGUUCCGCAUCUCAAAAUAAUUUUAGAUCAAAUUUCGGCGGUGCCUCUAAAAGAAGGAAAGCAGGGUUAUCAUUGCGUUCUUCCGCGUCCUCCCCUGUUGCCCGCUCAAUGAUGGUGGCUACUGCCUCCACGCCUGUUGGCUCCGCUGAAAAAUCCAAGAAGCAGUAUAGGCCUCCCAAUUCCAUUGGUUCCUUACUUUCGUCUGACCGCCACGCAGCCUCUAUAUCUAGUUAUACCUCGCUCGCUUCCAACGCAUUAUCUGAAUGUGAAGUUGCUAUUUGUCCCUCGCUUUCGCCUGCCGUCGGCACAACCUCCACAUAUGAGGAUGUGAAGAGAUCGGGGAAUCCAACCGUUCCUGAUUCGGAUUUGUUGUACGAAUUUCUGAGGCUGCAGUCGUUUGAUGGAAAAUUCUUACCCGGCGAAGAGUUUUAUUCCUAUUUUAACCUUGGCGGCAAGGAUGACGCCGGUAAUGGGCUGAGGGAAUUUGGAAUUAAGAAUGGUAUUGAAGAAACGGUUUGGACCACAGCCGUGGCAAUUAAAUACUUGGAAAUCGUCAUGGGAGAAAAAUACCUGGCGGAAAGUGAAAUGUGCCGGGAGAAAGCGGAGAAUGCUUUGAAAAAGAUGACUGGAGAAGGUGAAAGAGAAAACAAGGUUUUGGAAGUUGCCCAAAGGUGGAUCAACGAGUGGCACCUAAUGGGUAAGGAUAAGUGA